Volvox carteri f. nagariensis is the source of this 2640-nucleotide messenger RNA. RefSeq names its product argininosuccinate synthase (gene ags1). Gene Ontology annotation, biological process: urea cycle; L-arginine biosynthetic process. Gene Ontology annotation, molecular function: ATP binding; argininosuccinate synthase activity. The transcript is spliced from 12 exons. Lineage: Eukaryota; Viridiplantae; Chlorophyta; Chlorophyceae; Chlamydomonadales; Volvocaceae. The coding region runs from base 98 to 1420 and encodes 440 amino acids. The record is from RefSeq and is a predicted model, not a curated record. Gene Ontology annotation, cellular component: cytoplasm.
UGGUGUCAACUAAAUCCAAAUCACAACGCUGGCAAAUUGACAGGCUUGUGUCUGCAUAUCACGCCGCCCCGAUCAACGUACACGUGACUGCUGAACCAUGCUCGGACUGAAGUUGAACCAGCGCUGCGCUGGCUCGCGGGCUAAGCCGACGCCGGUGCCGGCGCGUGGACGGAAGGCUUGCGUCUCGGUCCAGGCUGCCGCUUCAGGCAAGGUGAAGAAGGUCGUCCUUGCUUACUCCGGUGGCCUCGAUACAUCGAUCAUCCUAAAGUGGCUCCAAGAUACUUACGGCUGCGAGGUCGUCACCUUCACCGCUGAUCUUGGUCAGGGUGAGGAGCUGGAGCCAGCACGCGCUAAGGCCGAGAAGAUGGGCGUUAAGCAGAUCUUCAUUGACGACCUGCGUGAGGAGUUCGUGCGUGACUACGUGUUUCCUAUGUUCCGUGCGAAUGCGCUGUACGAGGGGACCUACCUGCUUGGCACGUCCAUUGCCCGGCCCCUCAUCGCCAAGCGGCAAAUCGAAAUUGCUAAGGAGGUGGGCGCGGAUGCCGUGUCGCAUGGAGCCACUGGAAAGGGUAACGACCAAGUGCGCUUCGAGGUCGGGUACUACUCCCUGAAGCCGGACAUCAAGGUUAUUGCCCCCUGGCGUGAGUGGGACCUCCUGUCUCGCACCAAGCUGAUCGAAUACGCCGAAACAAAUGGCAUCCCCGUGCCGCAGAAGAAACGCGGCGAGCCGCCGUACAGCAUGGACGCCAACCUGCUGCACAUCAGCUACGAGGGUAACGCCCUGGAGGACCCAUGGGUCGCUCCGGAGGAAUCCAUGUUCACUCGCUCUGUGUCUCCCGAGCAGGCUCCUGACCAGCCGACGACCAUUGAGCUGGAGUUUGAGGGGGGCAACCCCGUCGCGAUUGACGGAGUGCGCAUGAGCCCUGCCACGCUGCUCACCAAGCUGAACGAAUUGGGAGGUGCCAACGGUAUUGGCCGUGUCGAUUUGGUGGAGUCUCGUUUCGUGGGCAUGAAGAGCCGCGGUGUGUACGAGACGCCUGGUGGCACCAUCCUGCAGGUGGCUCACAGGGCUAUGGAGUCGAUUACCCUGGACCGCGCUGAGCUGCACCUCAAGGACGACCUGAUGCCUCGCUACGCUGAGCUCGUGUACAACGGCUUCUGGUUCAGUCCGGAGCGAGAGGCGCUGCAGGCGCUGGUCGACAAGACGCAGCAGUUCUGCACAGGUGCCGUGCGUGUGAAGCUGUACAAGGGCAACGUGCAGGUCUCCGGCCGCAAGAGCCCGUUCUCACUGUACGACAAGGUCAUUGCUUCGUUCGAGGACGACAAGGGGUUGUACAACCAGGCGGAUGCAGGCGGCUUCAUCAAGCUGCAAGCGCUUCGGCUCCGCACGCUGGGCGUCAACCGCUACAAGAUGCUUUGAGAAGCUCUCGAGGGGAUAUAAUAUUGAACCCUCGCUUCGUCAGACGUUGAGCGGUUGAGAGGCACUUGGCGCUUCCUACCGGCGCAAAAUCCCGAAGCAGUUGUUACAGACCCGAACUCGGGUGCACAGCGAAGCCCAGCAUGCACAUGGCUCAGCUCUUCCCUGUGUAGCACGGCAAGAGUAGGGAAUUACGGACUGCUGCGUUGUACUAUUUUGGUUCUCACUGCGUGCGAUGCGUCAGGUACAGCAGCUCUCGGUAGUGAGCGAGUGGCCGAUGAUGUGAAAAAACUUAUUAUGCGGCUGGGUGUGGCCCUGGGUGUGGCCCUGUCUAGUGGUGGUGGCUACGGCGGUGCAAUAUUUCGCAGGGCGAGGGCGCGCUGGAGUACAUAUCCUGGGGUCCAUGUUUUGUGGCAUCCUGCCGUCUUAUCCGCGCAUACGACUGCCUCCGGGUGUGCUGUGUGUGAACGUGCGUGGGGCAUGCCCAUGACUGGACCGGAUCCGCUUUUAAUGAGAGUUUUGGGAUCUGGUGUCGCUUGUCGCUUGCCGCCCGUGAUUGGGUGGCGAAGCACUCUGGGACUCGGACCUGAGGGGCGGCUAGGAGGCGGUGCGUGCCAGCAGCGCGGAUGGUGAAGUGCUAGGUCAUGUGGAUGCGGACCCCUUCUUGUGCCCCCCUCCCAGCUGCCGCAGUGCAAGGGGUAGACGGUACGUGCUAAUACACGCGUGUGGCCUGGCGCACUGACGGCCUGGGGAUAGGUAGAAGGGAGAGAUAGCAGGCGUCCGUUUUCCUUCGCAUUGAUCAAUAUUUUAUGUUAUCCCUCUUGGAAUGUAGGCGGGAUAUGUCGUCUGGGGAGAGCGAAGGCGCCGGAUGGAGGAGAGUGUGCAACAGUUUGCGUGUAGUGUUUUGUGACGGCUUCGAUGACGUGUUUCUGACGGCGGCCCAUGCAGCUUACUCCGGGAAGAUGGAACGGUGGUGGAAGGGGCUAUCCUUGCGGAAUGGAGUUUUGAUUCGCACCUGACAGGUUUUUUCUAUAGUGGUUGAACAGUCUUUGUGUGGAAGGUGCUGGUGGUCAAGCCCGAGCUUCUCCGUCCAUUCCCCACUUUGUUUUGUGUUUUGGUUCUAGCAUUGACAAGGAGCGUUGGUGGAUGGGGUAGUUCGCUCGGACUGGCUGGAAACUUUGACAAGAUGACUACGAAGACAAAUGUAAGAGACCUUCUCGGGU